Messenger RNA from Peronospora farinosa, 870 nucleotides. The record is from the annotation of a GenBank genome assembly. Lineage: Eukaryota; Oomycota; Peronosporomycetes; Peronosporales; Peronosporaceae.
AUGAUAUUGUUUAGGGCGUGGACGCUGCUCCUGGUGGCCGUGAUAACGCUGUUCAUGAAGCGCGCUUGUGCUUACACUCGUGAUAGUGGAAGAAGCCGAGUAUGUUGUCGACAUUCUCGUACAAUACUCAAGGAGGAAUUCGGUGACGAUUUCGACGAUGCGACCGCUAUCCCGUCGCUCGGAGGAGUAGAACAGCAUCUCAAAUUUGAACUAGAGCAUCAGAUGGCCAUAGAUGCGCCCUUUACGCCACGUGGAGUCGUUGAUAUCGUAAUCAGCGCGUCGUCUCCAAAGCCCAAAAUUUCAUUCUCGGACCUGCCGAUAUUGAGCGACAAUGACGUGGAGAAGCUGAAGAUUCUGCUACAUUCUGGCAGUCACUAUACUGUGCGAGCGAAGGCAGACCUGUCGGACCCGAACUCACGUUACGUCAUGACGUCCGUACCCAUGUGCAUGCUGGUAGCCAUGCGUCUGCGCGAGGACUUUGCUUUUCACUUGUCCGACAGUGGAAAACUUGUGGCUAUUGAGUACCUUACGCCAUACGUAGACGCUGUAACGUGUGCUGAACACCAGACAAGCAGUCUCAAGGACGUGCGCUUCGGCCCGUUUGGUUUAGUCUUGAAGGCACAGAUUGGUCCAUCACCUCCCAAGAACAUUGUGGUCAAGCGAGACCGCGCUCCUCAGGGAGUUGAGCCCGUGAAGAGCGAGGACGGCAACGAUGAGGCCGAAGAAGAGAGCCAAUCCUUUCUUCGCAAAUAUUGGUACAUCGUUCUGCCUAUCGUUGUGAUGAGCUUAUUCGGUGGCGGAGGCGCCGAGCCUGCAGGCGCAGCUGGUGGUGCUCCAGCUACUCCUACUGCCGGUGGAAGACGACAGUAG